Impatiens glandulifera is the source of this 2142-nucleotide messenger RNA. RefSeq names its product subtilisin-like protease SBT4.3. Gene Ontology annotation, biological process: proteolysis. The record is from RefSeq and is a predicted model, not a curated record. Gene Ontology annotation, molecular function: serine-type endopeptidase activity. The transcript is spliced from 10 exons. NCBI's taxonomy places the organism in Eukaryota, Viridiplantae, Streptophyta, Magnoliopsida, Ericales, Balsaminaceae. Bases 1 to 2142 code for a protein of 713 amino acids.
AUGACAAGUUCCAAUGCUGUUCAUUUGUUAUACAUUCUCUUUGUCAUGUUUAUUUCAUCAAUAAUUGGGAUCUCUUUUGAAUCAGUUGAUGAACAAAGAAAGGUGCACAUAGUUUAUAUGGGAAGUCUUCCGGAAGGGGAGUACUUAGCUCGACACCACCAUGUUAGCUUGUUGCAAACAUUAGGCCAUAACAAGAUUAUGAUCGAGAAGACACUAAUGAGAAGUUAUACAAGAAGUUUUAAUGGUUUUGUUGCAAAUCUUAGCUCACACGAAGUAUCCAGGCUUAAAACCAUGAAAGGUGUUGUCUCUAUUUUCAUGAGUCGUGAAUCCCAAACUCAGACCACAAGUUCUUGGGAUUACAUUGGCUUGUCUUUGCAAGUUUCUCGUAAUCCAGUCGUUGAGGGUGAUAUCAUAAUUGGACACCUUGAUAGCGGUGUGCUACCCGAGUCACAUAGUUUCUUUGACCAUGGUUUAGGCCCUAUUCCAAAAAAAUGGAAAGGGGCAUGUCAUGGUGGAAAAAACUUCACUUGCAAUAAAAAGUUGAUUGGAGCAAGAUUCUACAACUCUGAAGAUGUCUCGGCAGAAGAUUUAGAUGGUCAUGGGACUCACACAGCCUCUACCGCGGUUGGAAGGGAAGUGGAAAACGCCAAUUUUUUUGGAAUAGCAAAUGGAACUGCUAGAGGAGGUGUCUCAUCAUCAAGGCUAGCUACAUACAAAGUGUGUAGAUUUACAACAUGUUUUGACCAUGAUAUAUUGGCCGGAUUUGAUGAUGCCAUUGCCGAUAAUGUUGACAUUAUUACUAUCUCAAUUUCUUCCAAGUUUACUCAAAACAUUAGUGAUGAUGUUGUUUCCAUUGGCUCGUUUCAUGCAAUGGAGAAAAACAUUUUAACAGUAAAUGCAGCAGGAAACAAUGGAAUUUCAGGACUUGGAUCAACAGACAGUAUUGCACCAUGGGUAUUCACAGUGGGAGCUAGUGCAGACAGAUCAAUCAACAACAAACUUGUCCUUGAAAAUGAUCGCACACUCAUGAGCACAUCGGUGAAUGCUUUCGAGAUGAGUAACUACAAGAAAUUAGUAUAUGGUAGAAGUUUGAGUUCUCUUUGUGAUGAAUCAAAUGCAGAGCAAUGCACACUUCAAUGCGUAGAUCCUCAUUUGGUAAAAGGAAACAUCAUGGUUUGCGAUAUUGCUGAUUCUUCAAGCUUAGAUGUCUUCUCAACCGCAGAAAGUGUUGGUGCAAGUGGUGUUAUUCUUCGAAUGGGUGAAACAAUGAUAUAUGGUUCUAGAAUCGUUCCUCUACCCACCGCGAUACUGAAUGACAAUGACUUUAAUUAUGUUAAAUCUUACCUCAAAUCCAAAACAAUUCAUUCAGCACGCAUAAUGAAAAGUGAGAUUCUUCCAAAUCAAGCUCCUGCAGUAGCUUAUUAUUCCAGCAAAGGACCCAACACAAUUUUACCACAAAUUUUUAAGCCUGAUAUAAGUGCACCUGGAACAAAUAUUUUAGCGGCAUUUCUUCCAUCACAUAAUCCUUCAUUCUACUUCUCAAAUUCUAAAACAUUUAAGACUAAUUACACAUUCAUGACUGGAACUUCUAUGUCGUGUCCACAUGUUGCUGGUGCAGUUGCUUAUGUGAAAUCAAAACAUCUUGAUUGGUCUGCCUCGGCAAUAAAAUCUUCUCUUAUGACUACUGCUCGGGACAUGAACUUCAACUACAAUUUAGAUGCUGAACUUGGUUAUGGGGCAGGAUACAUAGAUCCAGUGAAAGCAGUAAAUCCUGGACUUGUGUAUGAGACAUACAUAGAAGACUAUUUCAAAAUGUUUUGUGGCUUAGGUUCCGAAGGAGAUAAGUUGACAACUAUGUUCAAAGGAAAAACAAAGUGUACAAAUGGGACCGGAAUGUCUCCAAAAGAUCUCAAUUAUCCAGCAAUGACAUCAUUGGUGCUUCAGAACUCAAACUUCACUAUUAAAUUUUCAAGAACUGUAACAAAUGUUGGACAACCAAACUCCACAUAUCAGGCGUUGCUUGUUGGUAGAGAUUCUUCCGAAACCGGAUUGUGUUGUCAAUCAUUUCUCGAGUUUGGAGAUGUACAUUUUCCGGCGUUGCUUGUUGGUAGAGAUUCUUCAUUAUCGUUGGAUCUUCUCUAA